UCGCUCACCAACCUUCAAAUUUCCACACCUUCCAAAAGACUAAUGAAUCAUGCCACCAGCACAACCAGCAGCAGAACCGCCAACGGCGGCGCCUCCACCACCAAACUUCUGGGGUGACAUGCCGGAGGAAGAAUAUUAUUCUUCACAAGGAGUCCGCAACACAAAAUCAUACUUCGAAACCCCAAAUGGCAAACUCUUUACACAAUCAUUCCUCCCACUUGACACCACCCAAGCCCUCAAGGCCACCGUAUAUAUGUCUCACGGUUACGGUUCCGACACCGGGUGGCUCUUCCAGAAGAUCUGCAUCCACUACGCCACCUGGGGAUACGCCGUCUUCGCCGCCGACCUCCUCGGCCACGGCCGUUCUGACGGGAUCCGGUGCUACCUAGGGGAAAUGGAUAAGGUGGCUGCCUCCUCUUUGAGCUUCUUCAAGAGCGUGAGGUUUAGUGAUGAGUACAAGCAUAUGCCGGCAUUUCUGUUCGGGGAAUCCAUGGGUGGACUUGCCACCAUGUUGAUGUACUUCCAAUCGGAGCCCGGAACUUGGACCGGGUUGAUUUUCUCCGCCCCGCUUUUUGUAAUUCCAGAACCCAUGAAGCCCUCUAAGGUACAUUUAUUCAUGUACGGACUGCUGUUUGGAUUAGCUGAUACAUGGGCAGCCAUGCCGGACAAUAAGAUGGUAGGGAAGGCCAUUAGAGACCCCGAAAAGUUAAAGAUUAUCGCCUGUAAUCCAAGAAGAUACACUGGGAAGCCUAGAGUUGGAACGAUGAGAGAGAUAGCAAGGCAGUGCGAGUACGUGCAAAACAAUUUCCACAAGGUAACGGUGCCAUUUUUGACAGUCCACGGGACAUUGGAUGGAGUCACUUGCUCGUCCGGGUCGAAGAUGUUGUACGAGAAGGCAAGCAGCGAGGACAAGAGUUUGAAGCUGUAUGAAGGAAUGUACCAUUCAUUGAUCCAAGGGGAGCCUGAUGAAAGUGCAAAUCUUGUUCUGGCUGAUAUGAGGGCUUGGAUUGAUGAAAGAGUUGAGAGGUAUGGUCCAAAGUGCAAUGGCAACGAGUAAUACUCUUGUUACAUUACUUGCAUCCAUUUGUUAUAUUAUUAUUAUGGGCUUUUAUCAAAUGUUGGAGGCCUGUGGUGUUUUAUAUGUUGAGGUUGUUGUGAGAAUUUGAGAUACAUGGGCAUAAAUGUUGAACUUAUGUGUAACAAGGAAAUGAAAUUUAUUUGACCAUUUAUUCAAAUAUAACCAAGGGGAUGUCUAGGAA
Olea europaea var. sylvestris is the source of this 1259-nucleotide messenger RNA. Its product is annotated as caffeoylshikimate esterase-like. Bases 50 to 1057 code for a protein of 335 amino acids. The record is from RefSeq and is a predicted model, not a curated record. NCBI's taxonomy places the organism in Eukaryota, Viridiplantae, Streptophyta, Magnoliopsida, Lamiales, Oleaceae. Gene Ontology annotation, cellular component: membrane. The transcript has 2 exons. Gene Ontology annotation, molecular function: lipase activity.